Molecule: messenger RNA, 367 nt
Organism: Coregonus sp. 'balchen'
Lineage: Eukaryota; Metazoa; Chordata; Actinopteri; Salmoniformes; Salmonidae
Source: the annotation of a GenBank genome assembly
AUGUCCACUGCCCGGGCUGCUUCGGUCCAAACCCCCUGGCUAGCAGUGGAGGUGGAGCAAAGCCCUGACCUGAAGAUGCACAUCACCCAGAUUGAUGCCAUGGUCAAGGAGAUGCUCCAGAAAGUCAGAAUUCCUUUCUGGGCGGUGGAGGAGACUCAAGAAGCCUGGGUGGAGGGUGCUCAGUCUCAAGACACUGCACACAAUCAGGAUGAGAAUGGAGGAGAUAAGAGGUGGUGUCCCAAGAUGGUAAGAUAUCAGGGUGUUGUCAUCCCCCAAACUGUUAAGUUGGGGUGUAUUUUUGUCUAUUGACCUGACUGACAACUUUGGGUGUAAUCUUGAACACUUGGUUACAGAAUGUUGUCAGUGA